Messenger RNA from Cynara cardunculus var. scolymus (artichoke), 3486 nucleotides. Its product is annotated as receptor-like protein EIX2. Gene Ontology annotation, molecular function: protein binding. The transcript is spliced from 4 exons. The record is from RefSeq and is a predicted model, not a curated record. The coding region runs from base 1 to 3315 and encodes 1104 amino acids. Lineage: Eukaryota; Viridiplantae; Streptophyta; Magnoliopsida; Asterales; Asteraceae.
AUGAAAUCUCUCACAUUUGUUUCUUCGUCGUCUGGCCUUUGGUUUCUCUUUGCUUCAUCACUAUGCACCUUUUGUUUCUCUACUCAAAACAUAAAUAAUAUAUUAUGUAUAAGUAAUGAAAGAUCGGCGCUUCUUCAGUUCAAGAACAAUCUCAUCGACCAAGCCAACCGCCUCUCUUCUUGGGCCGGUCAAGACUGUUGCCGUUGGUCCGGUGUCGUCUGUGAUAACUUCACCGGUCACGUUCACGAGAUUCGCCUUCGUGGACCUGAUGACAGAAUUCGCGGCCACUGCCAUGGAUCUUAUGAUACCGAUGAUGAACUUAAAGAAGCAUCAAAACAAAUGUUAGGAGGAAUAUUAAGUCCUUCUUUGAUCAAUCUAAGACAACUCAGAUACCUAGAUUUGAGUUGCAACGAUUUCGGAUCCAGUAAGAUUCCGACGUUCAUCGGUUCUUUUCAGAAUCUUAGCUAUCUUAAUGUCUCAAACUCGAGAUUCUAUGGGGAAAUCCCCCAUCAUCUUGGGAAUCUAUCCCUGCUGCAUGUUCUAGAUCUUCACAGUGAUCCUUUUUCCACAAAUCCUUACUCGAAAAGUUUGAAAUGGUUAGAAAAUCUGAAAAGGUUGCAACACCUAGAUAUGAGUAGCAUCGACCUAGCAAGAGCUUCAGAUUGGUUACAGGUGAUCAGCAGUCUCCCUUCUUUGAUAAAACUACACUUUUCCUCUUGUGGGUUAACUCGAAUUCCCACUAAUCCAACUAAAGUUAGUUUUACUUCCCUUAGGGUCCUAGAUCUUUCGGAUAACAUCUUUGAUGGUUCUUUGUUGCCUGGGUGGAUUUUCAGUCUACAUAAUCUCGUUGUAUUUGAUCUUUCUGGUUGCUUUAUCAGUGGUAUAAACCCCGAUACUCGUGGGGGUUUCCAUAGCAUGCCGUCUUUGAGUACCCUUAGUGUUACAUCUAACACUUUUGUGAAUUCUACGUCGAUACUGGAUGGGUUGUCUAGGCUAAGUAAUCUUCAUUUUCUUGAUCUUAGUAACUGCAAUCUUUCUAGUCCCAUUCUUGGAAACCUUCGAAACUUGUCUUUGAUUGUUCAUAUUGAUUUAUCAAACAAUGAAAUUGUCGAGAAGAUACCUAAAUCUUUAAGCAAUCUUUGCAAUUUGACUACCCUUGAUCUGCAAUCUAACGGAUUUCAUGGAGAUGUAUCAGAGCUUCUUGAAAACCUUUGUGAAUGUGAGUCUCCUAAACUGGAAUUGUUAGCCUUACGUGGAAAUUAUCUCAGUGGUCGACUACCAAAAAAACUAGGAAGGUUGAAGAAUUUGGGCAGCAUUGAUGUUGCAUACAAUAAUUUCACAGGGACUAUUCCGGAUUCUUUAGGAAGUUUGUCACUUUUGCAGACAUUGCAGAUGAAUAUAAAUCAACUUGAAGGUUCGAUCCCAGAUACAAUUGGUCGUUUAUCGUCUCUGAACUUCUUUGAUCUUUCCUAUAACAAGUUGAGUGGAAGUCUUCCUGAAAGUAUUGGACAACUUGGGAAACUAAUUUUUGCAAGUCUUCAUCACAAUUCAUUAACGGGUAUUGUGACCGAACACCACUUUGCCAAUCUAUCAGCCUUGACAACUUUGUGGGUUGGGGACAACAAGUUAGAGUUUAAGCUAGAUGUUACCAAUUGGAUUCCGCCUUUCCAACUUGAGGUGUUGAGAAUUGGUUCUUCAAGUUUAGGCCCUCAUUUUCCAUCGUGGGUGCGGUCACAAGCAAACUUGACAGAGCUAGAUUUAGCCAAUGCAAACAUAUCAGACACCAUCCCCAUUUGGAUCUGGAGCGCAUUCUCUAGUCUAACGUUCUUAAACAUAUCCCACAAUAACAUUUUAGGUAAGUUAGGAGAUGUUAGUUUUCUUACACCAGGAGCAAAACUAGAUCUAAGUGCCAACCAUUUUUACGGCCCAUUACCUCAUAAUUUCAGUACACCUGACUUAGAAUUUCUUGAUCUUUCAUACAAUAAUCUUUCGGGAUCUAUUGAUCAAUUUCUGUGUUCUAGCAUUCAAGAACCACGACAGUUAAAAGUUCUUGUUCUAGGAAACAAUAACCUGUCAGGUGUUAUCCCAAAUUGUUGGAUGAAUUGGGGAUCUCUAGAAAUUCUGGACCUACAAGAAAACAAGUUAUCUGGUCAAAUCCCGUCUUCUCUAGGAAAUAUUUCUUCCCUAGUAUCAUUAGCAGUGCGCAACAAUAGGCUAUCUGGGAAUAUACCAGUGUCUCUAUUAAAUUCCAAGAGCUUGGUAAUCAUUGAGCUUGCUGAAAAUCGACUUUCUGGGAGAAUACCAACAUCAAUAAGAAGAGAUGAUACGAGUUUGAGACUUCUAAGUCUUCGUUCGAACAAAUUAGAAGGUGAAAUCCCAAAUGAAAUAUGUGGUCUUAGUUCUCUUCAGAUCUUGGAUCUUGCUCAUAAUGAUCUUUCUGGGAACCUACCAGCAUGCUUCAGAAAUUUCAGCGUCAUUUCUGGUAGGAAUAAGUCAAGUCCAAUUAUUCUUUACGAUACUAUUUUUCAAAAUCAAGUGAUAGGCAGCGCGUCGUUGGUGGUAAAGGGACAAGUGUUUCCAUAUAGCACCAUUCUUUAUCUAGUGACAACAAUAGACCUUGCUAAUAACAAGUUUUCUGGGUCAAUUCCUGAUGAGCUUUUGGCACUCCCGGGCUUACGGUACCUGAAUUUGUCACGAAACAACCUAACAGGGAGUAUUUCUCAGAGGAUUGGUGAAAUGAGACAGCUUGAAUCUCUAGAUUUGUCCAUGAAUCAUCUUAAUGGGAGAAUUCCAUCGAGUUUUUCGGUGUUAUCUAGUCUGAAUUUAUUGGACUUGUCGAACAACAGUCUUACGGGAAGAAUCCCAACAAGCACUCAACUCCAGAGCUUCAAUGAAUCUAGCUUCAUUGGCAAUGCACUUUGUGGGGCUCCUCUUGCAGACUGUGGACAACCUACUGACGAUCCAAAUGGGACUAAAGAGGAAGAUGAUGAAUCCGAUAGCAUCGAUUGGAUCUUAGUGAUUGUUACAAUCGGUGGAUUGAUUGUUGGCUUUUGGAUCAUGAUUGCCCCAUUGCUCGUUAGCAAACAAUGGAGAAAUGCUUACUAUCAUUUUCUUGACAAAAUGAGGAUCAAGAUUCUAGACUCAGUCCUUCUCAAUUACAAUUGCUUUAAAAGAUGUGAACCAUUUCAUGGAACUCGGAGCUCCACGGAUCAAGUUCAAAAAUUUGAAUUAUCACAAUACAUUUACGACCAACCUGAAGGCUUUUAUCAUAAUAAGGCAGUUCAUGAAGCUAGUAGCUCGACAAACUCAGUUUAGCGAUCACCUUUGUUGUGAUGACCUGGAAUUCAAAUGACAUUGGUUGAGAACUGCAGAGUAUAAUGAUAAUAAAGAAAAAGGGAAAAUAUGAUUUGUUUCUCUAUAUGCAUAGCUAUAUGAAGAUCAAUCUGUGGAUGUAUUUUGGAAGUCAAAUGUUAUGUGAAAUUUUUG